This is a messenger RNA of Lytechinus pictus (painted urchin), 1014 nucleotides long. RefSeq lists its product as uncharacterized. Bases 1 to 1014 code for a protein of 337 amino acids. The transcript has a single exon. Lineage: Eukaryota; Metazoa; Echinodermata; Echinoidea; Temnopleuroida; Toxopneustidae. The record is from RefSeq and is a predicted model, not a curated record.
AUGCCGUGUAGCUUGAUUCAGUUUUAUGACUCGAAUCUUCCCCUCACACCUACUAUUUCUGACUCUCUUUCUAACCCUGCCUCUCCUGAUGUACAUCAUGUCGAUUGCACUCCAGAUAUCAAACCUGAUCCCUCUCCUUCAAUUCCUUCUCCUGCUCCUCAUUCUCCGUCUCACACACUUUGUGAUUCUCCUCCUACACCUUCUGUUUCCCCUGGAUCAGAAUGUCAUUCUCUCGAUCUCGUCCCCUUUCCUCCUUGUAUAGAGCCUUCUGCUGAUCCCUCUCCGACCCCUGUCGACACCCAAUCCCUGUACCUUUCUGAUCCUGACUCGUUCAAGACAUCUCCUAUCUCUCAACCUCCUACUCCUAGUCCAUGUCAUUGUGAUGAAUUUCUUCCUGUCUCUGAGGUCCCUCCUGACAUUUACAAUCCCAAGGACCCUCAGCAUGUAAAUGUACCCAUCUCGUCUCCUCCUCUUUCUCCUCUUCCUUCCCCAGCACCUAGCAUUAGUACAAUUGAUUUCGAGGAAGAUAACCAUGAUUUAGAUGCAUGUUCUGAUCAUUCUCAUACACCAACUCCUCCCCCUCCUCCUCCUCCCAAUUCUACACCUCCUCCUCCUGUACCACAUCCCCCUAACAUCGCACCUGUAGCACAAAUGAAGACUGUACUUGACAAAGCAACAGCUUUGGGUACCGAUCCUGUUAAUCAUGGUAAUGAUCUUGGGUCCUUAUCUCAGGUGAGCACUGAUGAUCCACCGAAACUAUCACUGGUAUCAUUGAACAAGAACAUUAUGAACACCUUGGUUAUCCCCGCUAAAUCUGAGUCCAUCUCUUUUCAGGACAAUGUUGCCCUGUACGAUCCUAACUACUUGUCACAAGCAAGUAAUACCCUUCACACCCACUGUCAUCUCUCCUCCCUCAAUUUCCCAGACCCAGUCCCAUCCUAUGGUCUACAUCAUGGAUUUACUCCCCUCAUACUCCUCCAUGGUCCCGGUCCUCCUUUUAUCCCAUGUUAUUGA